Molecule: messenger RNA, 498 nt
Organism: Fragaria vesca subsp. vesca
Lineage: Eukaryota; Viridiplantae; Streptophyta; Magnoliopsida; Rosales; Rosaceae
Product: probable ribose-5-phosphate isomerase-like
Exons: 6
Coding region: 1-498 (165 amino acids)
Biological process (GO): pentose-phosphate shunt, non-oxidative branch
Molecular function (GO): ribose-5-phosphate isomerase activity
Source: RefSeq, a predicted model, not a curated record
AUGCAGUAUAUAGGACUGCAACUUGGAGCUGGUGCUUUAAAGGAUAUAGUGGGGAUACCAACGUCGGUAGCAUCUGCAAGUGAGGCAGCGAAGGCAGGAAUUCCAUUGGGUCACUAUGAGGAUAGUUCUCAAAUUGAUUUUGCAUUUGAUGAUGCUGAUAUUAUAGAAGAAAGGACACUUAUUGCUGUCAUUGGGAGAACAAGAUCGCAGGGUGAGGAGUCCAUAAUCCAAGAGAAGACUAUACUAAAUGCAGCAAAUAAACUUGUCUUCAUAGUCAGAGAAAACCAGUAUAAAUCUGGUAUGGAUGGUUCUAUACCAGUUUUGGUGAACCCUGUCAACUGGAUGGAAACUGCUGAAGAGAUUGAUGACUUGUUUUUAGGUGAUGCAGAGGUUUUCCCAUUACUUGUGUUGAGUUACAGAUGCACUGCAGUAAUCGCUUCGGAAAAUGGGCUGUCUGUUGUUGAUAAUGUGCCUAAGAAUGCAGUAAAGGAACCUUAA